Messenger RNA from Durio zibethinus, 3235 nucleotides. RefSeq lists its product as uncharacterized. Gene Ontology annotation, molecular function: zinc ion binding. Lineage: Eukaryota; Viridiplantae; Streptophyta; Magnoliopsida; Malvales; Malvaceae. The record is from RefSeq and is a predicted model, not a curated record.
CCCUGCUUCGCUUCUCUCCUCAAAUAUAAAAUCUCGCAAGCCAAAACCCCUGCCCUUUUACCCCUGCAAUUACUCGCUCUUCCCCUCCUUUGCCCUUCUCCUUCCCCGUUUUCCCCUUUUUACCCAAACCCCGCCAACUCUUUCUCCCUUCUCUCCCUUUCAAAUUUCUCCACACCCUCCCCUGGCUCUCUCUGCUCAAUUUUCAAUUUCCAUGUUCUCUUUGAAGAGUUAUCUUCCGGUUCUGUUUGAGACCAAAUCACUGUCAGAUUAGAGCUUCCUCUGGUUGUUAGUUGAGAUUUUGCUUGGAUUUAUAAAGGGUAGGCUACCAGUUUUUGAGUUAUGGCAAACCGUGAGUUGUUGAUAGGGCAAAAUCAAGAUUCCUCAUUGCGGCAGAAUCAAUAUGUAGGAAUAGGGCAUAAUGCCGACUUUGUUCUUAAUGGUAAUCAUGAUUUACUACGUCCAGAGCAGAUCCGUGACUGUGAUUUGGUUACCAGGCCUGCUCAUGAUCAUGACUUGGGUUCAGGACAUAAUCAUGAUCAUAAACUAGCAACUUGUCAGACACAUGCAAAUGAUCUAGCUCUGCCACUUGAUUAUCUACAUAAUUUUGAAGAGAAUGGAUUAGAUAUGGAUCAAAUAAACUACCCUGAUGCUGAGAAAGACCAUACUGAUGUUGAGGAACAUGAUGAUCAAUUCCCUGCUGUUGCUCAGAAUCAUGAGUUUGCUUUGCAUGAUAGUAGUGAAUUGACUUUUGUGGAGAAGCAGGAUCUUCAGGACAAUUUAAAUUCAGACAUGCGGCGAAAUCAGGAAAUGAGUUUCGUACCUGCAUCAGACAUGUUUUCUCAACAGCAACAGCUGGUAGUUGGUGCUCCUGUGCUUCAGUGCCGUACAUUAUUUCCAGUGCCAAACCAUGAAUUGGCUGUUGGAAAAGAGUUCCCUGAUGUCCACAGCUGUAGGAGGGCUCUGAGAGAUGCAGCUAUUGCUCUUCGCUUUGAGAUGCAAACAAUAAAGUCUGACAAGACUCGUUUUACUACCAAAUGUGCGAGUGAGGGAUGCCCUUGGAGAAUACAUGCUGCAAAACUUCCUGGUGUUCCUACUUUUACCAUUAGGACCAUCCAUGAUGAACAUACCUGUGGAGGGAUUACCCAUCUUGGUCAUCAACAAGCCUCAGUCCAGUGGGUUGCAGAUGCUGUAGCAGAAAGCCUCAAGGAAAAUCCUCAUUAUAAACCCAAGGAGUUAUUGGAAGAGAUUCACCGUGUUCAUGGAAUCACUUUGUCAUACAAGCAAGCAUGGAGGGGCAAGGAGCGCAUCAUGGCUGCUGUGCGUGGCUCUUUCGAGGAAGAUUAUCGCCUCCUCCCUCAAUAUUGUGAUAUGAUCAGAAGAACAAAUCCAGGAAGUAUUGCUCUGGUUUAUGGGGAUCCCACUGAUAACUGUUUUCAACGCCUUUUCAUUUCAUUUCAAGCAUCCAUACAUGGUUUUCUGAAUGCAUGCCGACCUCUUAUUGGACUUGAUAAAACUAUAUUGAAAAGCAAGUACAUGGGGAGCAUGCUUUUUGCCUGUGGUUUUGAUGGAGAUGGUGCUGUGUUCCCUCUUGCAUUUGGGGUGGUCAAUGAGGAAAAUGAUGCCAAUUGGAUGUGGUUCCUCUCUGAGUUGCACUAUCUGCUUGAGAUUAAUGCAGAGAACAUGCCAAGACUUACCAUCUUGUCUGAUAGACAGAAGGGUGUUGUAGAUGCUGUAGAAGCAAACUUCCCGACAGCUUUUCAUGGGUUCUGCAUGCAUCAUCUCAUUGACAGUUUCCGGAAGGAGUUCAACAGUUCUGUAGUUAUCAACCUUUUCUGGGAAGCUGCUUAUGCGCUCACCGGCAUUGAGUUUGAAAAAAAAAUCAUUGAGAUUCAAGAAAUCUCACCAGACGCUGCUACUUGGAUUCGCAAUAUUCCUCCUCGCUUUUGGGCCACAGCACAUUUCGAAGGGACAAGGCUGGGACACCUGACUGCCAGCAUAGUGGAAUGUUUAAAUUCUUGGAUAGCAGAGGCCUCUGGCUUUCCAAUAAUUCAAAUGAUGGAGUGUAUCCGUCGGCAACUGAUGGCUUGUUUCAACGAGCGUCGCGAGACAAGCAUGCAGUGGACAGGCAUUCUUGUUCCCCCUGCGGAAAGGGUUGUAUUGGAGGCCGUUGAGCGUGCAUACACUUACCAAGUGUUCAAAGCAAAUGAAGCCGAAUUCGAGGUUCAAACCCAUAAUGAAGGAGCAUUUGUAGUAGAUAUUCGCACACGAAGCUGUUAUUGUCGUGGAUGGGAGCUGAGUGGACUCCCAUGUGCUCAUGCUGUGGCUGCUCUCCUUUCUUGUAGACAAAAUGUGUAUAGGUUUACAGAAAGUUGUUUCACAGUGGCAAGUUACCGUAAGGCAUACUCCAAUAAAAUACACCCUGUUCCUGAUAAAGCCCUUUGGAAAGAGAUGUGUGAACAAUUUCCAAAUGAAGGAGAUAAAGAAGUUGAGGUCAUUAUAAAGCCACCCAAGCCGCUUCAGAAGCCUGGGAAACCAAGGAAGAGGCGAGCUCGUGCAGAAAAUGUUGGUCGGGCAAAACGGAUGGUGCAUUGCAGUCGCUGCAAUCAAACCGGGCAUUUCAGAACUACAUGUACAGCACCCAUAUAGAAACUCAAUUUUCAAGGUUUUUUUUUUUUUUACUGUGCAGACAGAAAAAUAGUUUUUUUCAAAAUUUUAGAGUUGCAAUUGUUAGCUCUAGUUUAGAAAGACACAGAUAAAGUUUGUGUUUAUAGGUUUUCCUUAGAUAAGUGAAUACCUAUGGAGAAUUUUUAGAGCUCCUUGUCUCAUGUUUUCAAUCCUUUUAGCUUUCAACAAACAUGCUAUCAGCUUCAGAUCAUUUUGGUUAAACUAUAUCUUUUGGGGCUGCGUGCUCUAAUUGCUUUGUGCCCUUGUCAUCUUCGCAAAACAAACAUUUCCACUGAAUCAACAAUUUAUAUGGAUGACCGGGUUCCCUUAGGCCAUCAGAUUCCAAUCACUUUUCUCUAUCAAAAUAAUAAAUAAACAGCUCAUUCUCUUGGGUAAGGCUGCCCUGAUUUGGUGCAUCGUUUCCCUGUAUUGAAAUUUUGGUACAAGAAUAAAAAUAAGGAACGCUAAAAUGAGUUCUCCGUUGAAAUCUUUCAACCGCUAUCAGUCUUCCUCUUUCACGUAGGAGUGCGAGAUUUUACACAAAUGUGAUGAGUGUUUGGAUCCUCAACUA